Molecule: messenger RNA, 1839 nt
Organism: Labrus bergylta (ballan wrasse)
Lineage: Eukaryota; Metazoa; Chordata; Actinopteri; Labriformes; Labridae
Gene: kptn
Product: kaptin (actin binding protein)
Biological process (GO): negative regulation of TORC1 signaling; actin filament organization; cellular response to amino acid starvation
Cellular component (GO): lamellipodium; actin cytoskeleton; KICSTOR complex
Molecular function (GO): actin filament binding
Source: RefSeq, a predicted model, not a curated record
GUUUUGUUUCACAAUAGCUUUCUCAAGCUUUUAACAAUGAGCCAGAGGAACAGAGACCAUUUUAAAGAUUCCCCUUUUAUCGUAUAAAUGACUGUUUCUAGUAAUUGUCAGCUUUUUAAACCAAUAACCUAAAAUAUAUUGCUAAUUGGAGCAAACAUGUCGCUAUAAAUGGAGUUUGAAACGAAGCUUUAGCCGCAUUAUGAGCAUUGUUAGUUAGUUUCUUCUCUGAGGUUAAUUUAGUUUUCUUCAGGAUGCUCAGAGAGUUGUAUCCCUUCGUGGAGGACAGCUUCAGUCGCUUCCCGUCGCAGAGUAACAUUUACGGCCUGUGUCAGGCGGGAGAGCAGCAGCUGUUAGCGGCCACUCUCAAAGGGAAGGUGGUGUGUUUCAGGUACCAGGAGCUGCAGCACAAAACCAGACCUGUAGCCAAAGAGGUCCAGUUCACCUACAUACCAGUUGAUGCAGAAAUAGUUUCAAUUGAUUCCUUCAACAAGUCACCGCCCAACAGAGGUCUGGUGGUGGGCAUCACAUUUGUAAAGGACUCUGGUGACAAAGCAACACCGUUCCUGAAUAUCUACUGUGACUACGAGCCGGGGUCGGAGUUCAACCUGGAGUCCAUCGCACAGAGCUGCCUCAAUCUGGAGCUGCAGUUCACACCCUUCCAGCUCUACCACACAGAAGUUCAGUGUGACGAUGGAGGCAGGGAGACGGUGUUUCUGCUCAGUGGACACGACCAGAGGAUCCACCUGUACAAGGAGAACGCCUCCCUGCACCAGUUUGAAGAGCAGCCCGUGGAGAGACUCUUCCCUGAACUACAAGAACUGCCCAGCAAUGUGCUGUGGCUGGAUGUGUUGAGUAUACCUAGCGGUCGACGACUCUCUGCGUUCGGCUGUCAGAACGGCUGCGUUGGACUGGCGCUGGUCGACCAGACAGGACCAGAGGUUCUGCAAAGCUGGAGGUUCCAGUUUGACAGUCCGAUCUCUUCAGUGCUGCUGUUCCCUCUGAGCUGCCAAACUGAGCCAGGCCAGUCCAGCAGAGAGAACAGUGUGGAGCUGAAGAGCUACAACCUUCUGGUAACAAGUGCUAUCGAGAUGGCCGUCGUCUACAGAGACGUGCAGGAUCGAGGUUUGUCGCGUCCCGUAUGCCUCUCAGAGAGCGAUCAGUGGGACGCCGUGCUCUGUGCUCUGGUCAUCGAUCUGGAUUUUGAUGGUCAGAAGGAGGUGCUGUUGGGAACAUACGGGCAGGAGCUUCUCUGUUAUAAAUUCCAGCCGGCAGGGAGCAGAGGAGACGGACAGUUUCAGCUGCAGUGGAGGCGGAGCUUCAAGAGUCCUCUGCUGUCCGUCAUCUACUUAGACCUGACGGGGGACGGACUGAGGGAGCUGGCUGUCCUUACAUUGAAGGGUCUGCACAUCUUACAGCACUCGCUCACCAUCACGGCUGAUUUGGUCCUGGAGCGGCUCGCCUGCAGGUUGUCUGUGCUGACAGUCGGCUCUGAGCAGGACUCGACUAAAGCUGGAGACGCUGAGGAGAAGGACGCUGCAGCGGAGACAGAGACGUGUACAGAUCCAACGACGUCUAAUUAAGAACGUGAUGUUUACAUGAGGCGGUCCCAGUGGAUCAGACUGAGCUGUUAUAUCUCCAGGUGUGAUGUGAAGGAUCGUCUCAGGAUGAACACUUGAAUGUGAUCGUGAUGACGGACACUAGUUUUUACACUGAAUGUCAGAUUGACCUUUGUCAUCAUGAACACGUGUUCUGUGAAGAGCUCACAUGAUCCUCUGAUGAGCUGUAGAUUGUGUUCAGACAUUUCUAGAGAAAAACGAUAAAAGUUGCUGACUAUGCUUA